Molecule: messenger RNA, 1340 nt
Organism: Drosophila subpulchrella
Lineage: Eukaryota; Metazoa; Arthropoda; Insecta; Diptera; Drosophilidae
Gene: Gr2a
Product: putative gustatory receptor 2a
Exons: 3
Coding region: 1-1302 (433 amino acids)
Biological process (GO): sensory perception of taste
Cellular component (GO): membrane; dendrite; axon
Source: RefSeq, a predicted model, not a curated record
AUGGAUACGCUGAGGGCACUCGAUCCGCUGCACCGCGUCUGCCAGGUGUGCAACCUGUGGCCGUGGCGCCUCGUCCCGCCGCCAGACACGGAGGGCAUCCUGCUACGCCGAUCACGCUGGCUGGAGCUCUACGGCUGGACCGUGCUGACGGUGGCCAGCGGCUUCACUGCCUACGGCCUCUUCCGGGAGAGCAGCGUCGAGGAUAAGUCACAGGAGGAUGGAGUGGAAUCUUCGACCAUUUCCAACAUUGGUCACACGGUGGACUUCAUCCAGCUGGUGGGCAUGCGGGUGGCCCACCUGGCCGCCCUGCUCGAGGCUCUGUGGCAGCGGCAGGUGCAGCGGGAUUUCUAUGCGGAGUUGGGUGAGAUCGACCACCAGCUAUCCGAGGCCUUGAGGGUGGACGUGGAGGGCGUUCGCCUCCAGAUGCGCCGGCAGACGACGCGCCGGGCUGUGUGGAUGUUGUGGGGCUAUGCGGUCAGUCAGUUUCUCAUCCUGGGCGCCAAGCUGCUCGCCCCGGGCCACCGCUUCCCGGUGUACUGGAUCAGCUACCUACUUCCCAUGCUCGUUUGCGGUUUGCGCUACUUUCAGAUCUUCACCGCCACCCAGAUUGUGCGUCAGCGCCUGGACGUGCUCCUGGUGGCCCUGCAGCAGCUCCAGCUGCAGCAGAAGAGCCCCGCUGUGGACGCGGAGCCAGAGGAGCACGCCCAUCUCGAGCACGCGGCCAUGGAGCGGCUGAUGGCCGUCAGACUCGUUUACCAGCGGGUGUGGGCCCUGGUGGCCCUGCUGAACCGCUGCUACGGUCUCUCCAUGCUGAUGCAGGUGGGCAACGACUUCCUGGCCAUCACCUCCAACUGCUACUGGAUGUUCCUCAACUUCCGACAGUCGUCGGCUUCGCCCUUAGACAUCCUUCAGAUCGUGGCCAGCGCAUUGUGGUCUGCCCCCCACCUGGGCAACGUGCUCGUCCUGUCGCUGCUCUGCGACCGAACUGCCCAGUGUGCCACUCGCCUGGCCCUGUGCCUGCACCAGGUGGAUGUGGAUCUGAGGAACGAGAGCCACAAUGCUCUGGUGAGUACAUUCUACCAUUCUGUCUACAUCCCCUUGCUAAUCCCCUUUCUUCCCCAGAUCACCCAGUUCUCACUGCAGCUGCUCCACCAGCGGCUCCACUUCAGCGCUGCUGGUUUCUUUAAUGUGGACUGCACGCUUCUCUACACGAUCGUGGGUGCCACCACCACAUACCUGAUUAUCCUGAUCCAGUUCCACAUGAGCGAGUCCUCCAUGGGCGGCGGAUCGAAUGGAGGGUAGUGCCAGGCGGAGAGACCCAAAACCCAGACAAAACCCCU